UUCCCCUAUUUUCCCUUUGAUCCACCCACACGUGCACACACAUUCAUUGUGCUACAACUGAUUUUCACGUUUAGAAUAUUAAAACGAGCGGCGCGUGUGCCCCAAACUCCGUUGGUCGAUUCUACAAUGAGCAACAACAUCGUGCCGGCAUCGAAAGCAGGCGCGGUGGGGAUCGCAGUUGCGGCGAUUGAACUUACUGAUUCCUCCAGCUGGUGGCGCGACAUCGACGAAUCUCCGGUGUGGCAGAACCGCAUCUUCUACACCCUCGCUGUCCUCUACGGCGUCGUUUCCGCCAUAGCUUUGAUUCAACUAGUUCGGAUACAAUUGAGAGUUCCUGAAUAUGGUUGGACUACGCAGAAGGUUUUUCAUUUUCUCAAUUUUUUGGUGAACGCAGUUCGAUGUUUAGUUUUCAUCUUCUUUCGCGGUGUACAAAGGUUACGGCCAGAGAUUGUCCAACAUAUCUUACUUGAUGUGCCGAGUCUUGCUUUCUUUACAACAUACGCACUUUUGGUCUUGUUCUGGGCUGAGAUUUAUUACCAGGCACGUGCCGUAUCCACUGAUGGACUGAAACCAAGUUUCUAUACAAUUAAUAUUGUGGUUUAUGCUGUUCAGAUCAUUUUGUGGUUGAUAUUAUGGUGGAAACCAGUCAGCGUACUAGUCAUUCUGUCAAAGAUGUUCUUUGCAGGGGUUUCCUUGUUUGCUGCCCUUGGUUUUCUUCUCUAUGGUGGAAGGCUAUUCUUGAUGCUGCAACGCUUUCCUGUUGAAUCCAAAGGGCGACGUAAGAAGCUGCAGGAGGUUGGCUAUGUGACAACCAUAUGUUUUUUAUGUUUCCUUAUCAGAUGCGUUAUGAUGUGCUUUAAUGCAUUUGAUAAAAAUGCGGACCUUAAUGUCAUGGACCAUCCUAUUCUAAAUUUCAUAUAUUAUGUGUUUGUGGAAAUAUUACCUUCUUCUUUGGUCCUAUUCAUUUUGAGGAAGCUUCCACCUAAGCGUGGUAUCACGCAGUAUCAUCCGAUUCGCUAAAAAGAUUGAACAUACCUAGAAAAAAGGGGUCAUUCUUAGCUGACUCAAUGGUAAGUUUUAGAUCAGGGAAUGCUAGUUUUUUCUCUGCUAGGAGUGACAGCUUCUAUCAUGUAUUUUAUAGUUUAUUAAGGGUUGCCGAUUUCAAAACUUGACAUUUCAUAAAUUAUCUAACGUCUGUGCUUUGUUAUCUCCGAUAUUUGCUCUGUCUAAGGUUGGUUCUGUUGUUUAAGCAAAAUUAAAUGUAAUGAGCAGCCAUAACAGGGAAAAUGGGAUUGAUGUCUUGUAUAAAGUGUUGCAUGUUUUUUAAA
This is a messenger RNA of Vicia villosa (hairy vetch), 1328 nucleotides long. RefSeq names its product tobamovirus multiplication protein 3-like. NCBI's taxonomy places the organism in Eukaryota, Viridiplantae, Streptophyta, Magnoliopsida, Fabales, Fabaceae. The transcript is spliced from 11 exons. The coding region runs from base 127 to 1020 and encodes 297 amino acids. The record is from RefSeq and is a predicted model, not a curated record.